CAGCAAAAUAGGGAACUUUUGAGCAUAAAAGUCGCUCCUUUUGGAAAGAAAAGACAGUCGGUGGAAAGCUGCAGCAGAGACGCUUCUGACCUUGAGAUGGUGAGCACUUUCUCUCCCGUCUCGUGGGUUUGACCCCUGACCUGAGCCCAGCAUUCGUGACCUGCUGUGACCCGAGACUAUGAGGACCCGACCCGGAGAGGAUGAGUCACUUCCCCCCACGAGGCCCCGAGGUCGUGCGACGGCGCAGCGAGAGGAGCAGGUCGUCAGGAGCGAGCGCGGCCGCCUUCUCCUGCGGCGCCGCGACCCUGCUCUGCGCCCUGGCCUGCUGCCUCGCGCCGCACCGAGCCAGCGCCGCCAUCACUAACUACAGAUCAUACUGCGGCGAGUCCGCCUACAGCCACCGGUACUACAUGCGGAUCGUGGGCGGCCGCCCCGUCGUGGCAGGCGAAUGGCCGUGGCAGGUCGCCCUCCAGCAGAAGGAUCCCUACAGCGGCAAGGGCCUCGGCCAGCACUGCGGAGGGACCCUCAUACAUCCUUCGUGGAUCCUCACGGCUGCACACUGCAUAGUAGACCCCGUGUUCAAGUUCGCGCUGCCGCCGCCCUUCUGGAGCGUCCGCGUCGGGGAGGUGAGUCUGUCGGCCGAAACCCAGCGCCUGUACCCCGUGUCGAAGAUCAUCACGCAUAAGUUCUUCGACUCGGAAACCUGGGACAACGACAUCGCUCUGGUGAAGCUCCGGAAGCCCCUGGACCUGGAGGAGCACGCCGGCCUCGUCAACACCAUCUGCCUGCCGGCGCGCAACAUGUCCUUCAUCGGCCUGCAGUGCUCGGUCACCGGCUGGGGCAGGACCAAGGAGCAUGGCAGCAACUCCGACCUCCUGCAGACCAUCCGGGUGCCAGUCAUGACGAACAAGAAGUGCCAGCGCGCCUACAGGAAGGUCAACCCGGUCAGCAACGGCAUGAUCUGCGCCGGCUGGGACGAGGGCGGGAUGGGGCCCUGCGUGGGCGACAGCGGCGGCCCCUUGCAGUGCCGCGAGCGCGGAGGGCCCUGGAUUCAGGCCGGCAUCACCUCCUGGGGCGUGGGGUGCGCCGCCCCCUCUUACCCAGGGGUGUACAUCAGGGUGUCAGAGUACCUCGACUGGAUCUAUAAGCAUCUCGAGAAGACUUAGAGCGGAGCCACAGAUAGUUUUAAAACCUGCAAUCAACGUUAUUUUUGCUAUUUGUUGUUAUCAUCAUCUCCCUCACCAGUUUAUUUAUUUGAUUUUAAUUUAUUAUCAUUAUUGUGUAAAUACAAAACCUAAAUUAAUGAAUUAGUUAACCCAAAGUUUUCUUUGCGAAAAGAAAUGCGCAGUGCACACCAAUAUUAGAAUUGCCUUCCGUUCAUUCCAUAGAGGAUUACAACGACCUUGGUAACUGUUCAUAGGAAGGUAAAUGUGUGUUGCUCAUUUCAGUGAAGUGACCGAGACUGACUGAAAUACGGACAUUGAUGUUGAAAUUGUAACAAGAAAAGUAUGAAAACCGUUUAGCUAUUUUUAUUCACUGAUGAAUUUCCAGUCAAAGAAACGACUGUGUCCCUGAGUAUAAGAAGGAAUUUAAGUGGGGAAAAUGUGACAAGUGACAUAUGGCUUGAAAAAGUAGACUAAAAUACGCAUUUAUGAAAAUCAGUGAACUAGGACAAGGUGCAGCAUCAUUAUAUUUAAGAGAAUGCAUGAUGGUGAAAAGGAAAUUGUGAUAAAAUGGAAAAGAAAAUGCCGGUGAAAUAGCUCGUUCAAAAUAUUGCUAAGUUAUGUGUACAUAUUUGUAAUCGUAUAGUAGUAAAAAAAUGCCUUAGAGUAUGUGGAAAUUUCAUAGAUUCUUUUGUAAGUACGAAAAAUUAUCUAU
Messenger RNA from Penaeus vannamei (Pacific white shrimp), 1878 nucleotides. NCBI's taxonomy places the organism in Eukaryota, Metazoa, Arthropoda, Malacostraca, Decapoda, Penaeidae. The record is from RefSeq and is a predicted model, not a curated record.